GGCGCUGGCGUUACAGCGCAGCGCUGAGCGGUUUUUGUAAGGCGAAAUGGCGGCGCGUCUGACGGGAGCCCGGCUUUGACCGGGCGUCUACAUCAAAGAAAAGAGAAGAAAACUGUCUCCAGAGUAAGGGUACCAACAAUACUAGCCCUAUAAGCAAUGGAGCAACACCCGGACAGAAUGAAAACUCCAGCUUUUCUAGCUGACUUGGGCAAACCCACUCUACGGGGCAUUAAGAAGUGUCCAAAGUGUGGCACAUUCAAUGGUACUCGUGGGUUGAGCUGCAAGAAUAAAAGUUGUGGCGCUGUCUUCAGGGAUGGAGCUCGAAAGCAACAACCCAGCAUUGAUGCAGUUCGCAUAGUCACUGGAUCUUCUUCACAGGUGUACUCAGUGAGACUUCGGGACCGAGGACCUGACUAUAGAGGCUUUGUGGAACUGGGCACCACUGAGGCAAUUCAGACAGUGGAUGGGACCAUCAUUACCCAUAUAACUGGCCGAUGCUUGGUCCCCACUUGUUUCAAAGUGUCUUCUCAAGGAGGUGCUGAGAAUCAAUGUCAGCAUAUUAAGCUUGCUGUGGAGUGUCACAUGGAAGCCACUCCACAUACCCUUAAGAGCUCUGUGCUGAACUCUCUUCAAGUGACCACUGAAACAAAGCAGGCCAUCUGGACCUUAGCGACUGAGUCGAGUGGGCCCCUGGUGCAGCGGAUCACUAAAACCAUCAUGGUGGUGAAGUGCAAAGCUAGCCCGAAGCACAGUUUAGGAUUUUUGCACGUUUCCUUCCACGAGAAGACUAGGACUAAAGGUGUUAUGGAACAUAAAUUCUACUGUUCAUGCCAGGCCUUCAAAGCCAGUAAAUCGAGCACCAGCAAAGAGGAGACACCUAAACAUUGCAUCCACUUCUAUGCAUGUGUUUGUGCUUUUGCUAGCGAUGAGAAGUUAGGGCAAGAAUUCUCUUAUUUCAUCAACUUUGAUUCCGCAGGGCUUCAGCCAAAUUCUGAGCGGCGACUGCUGGCAAUUUACCCCCAGGACUACACAGCUCAGGCUGCAGCCAAUGCCAUUUCAAAAGCAAAAAAGAGGAAAAAGGACGAUGUAAUGGCUGCAAGUCAGCCCAUUGAUGAAUCACAAGUGAUCCUAUCAUUUCAAGAUUGGCUUGCUAGCGUCACUGAACGGAUCAAUCAAACUAUGCAUUACCAAUUCGAUGGCAAACCUGAGCCACUGGUGUUCCACGUCCCUCAGGCCUUCUUUGAUGCUCUGCAGCAGAGAAUUUCCAUGGGCAGUAAAAAGAAACGCCUUCCCAACUCCACCACAGGUUUUGUUCGGAAGGAUGCAUUACCUCUGGGAACAUUCUCCAAGUACACCUGGCAGAUCACAAAUAUCCUUCAGAUCAAACAGAUAUUUGAUACCCCUGAGAUGCCACUGGAGGUUACCCGGAGUUUUAUCGAAAACCGUGAUGGCACCUAUGAGUUGUUCAAAUGUCCGAAGGUUCAGGUAGAAAGUAUUGCCGAGGCCUACAGUCGAGUGGAAAAGCAGCCAACAAUUCGGCCACUGGAACUUAAGACCUUCCUGAGAGUAGGGAACAUGUCCCCCGACCAGAAAGAACCCACUCCUUUUAUAAUUGAAUGGAUUCCAGAUAUUCUGCCAAGAUCAAAGAUUGGAGAAAUGAGAAUUAAGUUUGAGUAUGGUCACCACCGGAAUGGACAUAUUGAAUAUAGAGAGCAGCAACCCUCUCCAGAACAGACUCUUGAACUAAGUCCCUCCCUAGCCACUAUCAAUAUUCACUAAAAUCUGGGCUUCAUGUGGUCUUCACUUCUACCACCUGUGCAGGUAGGGGUAAAAAUGAAAGUCCAGUGCAGCAUUCGAACAGGACACAAAAGGAACUCUGCAAGGUCAGCUUGAAACUUAAAGGAGUGUGGUUCAAACUGCACAAAUUUGGAACCUCUGGACAGUCAACUUGUAGACUGAGUUAAGCUGCUUGACAUGUUUAACCCUAUGCAAUUUCAGCCCAAAGUGGUCAUCAAUUUAGAUUAUGAAAACACAUCACAGUAUUUAAAAGGUUUAUCGUGUGAGCAUUUGAAUUUGAUUUUCCCAUUGUUUGGGAGACUGUCAACAACAUGCACAGAUUAAGGAGAACGUCUAAAUGUGCUAAUCAUUUUAAAGUGGGAACAUGUUCUCUAUUCUUGGCUUAUUUUUUCUAAGGACAAAAUUGGCUUGUGGCUUAUAUACUUGUAACAAAGAUCCAAAGAAAUGUAUACCUCACCUCAUAAAAUUAAGGAAUUUGUUAUUUAAGUUUGUUACAUUUGCCACACAGGCAGUUUGCAAGGAUACUGACAGGAUUGCAAGAGCAUAUGGCUGAGCAGGGACAAUCACUCCCCAGCUACUCACUGCACCGGCAGCCAUUUGACACCCCUAAAGUUGGAGUUUGGCAGAAUCAUUGCUGUCAGUGAAGAUGGAGAACACUUUCUAAAAUGUAAAAUAAAAGCUGAACAUGCUGGAAAUACUCAGCAGGUCAGGCAGCAUCUAUGAGAAGAGAACCUCAGUUACCUCUCCACAGAUCUGCCUAAUCAGAGAGAAACUUUGACCUGCUAAUUAUUUCCAUCAUUUUUCACCUUUUAGUUCAUUCCAAAUUUUUUGCUUUGCUUUAAGGCUUUCUAAAAUGUUACUGUCAGAACAGUAAAGUCAAGAAUUUUCAACUUUACAGUAAUUUUUUUAAAAGCUAAAUCCUUUGUAUUAUCUCCUGUCAGUGGUCUGCUUGUUGCAUACAAUAUGUGUGAACAGGAGACAGUGGGAACUGAAUGAUUCUGUGUUUAUAUGGCUGGGUCCUUGGAACACAUCAGAAUGCUUCACAAUUAAUUAUUUUUGAAGUGCAGCUACUAUUCAACAGAAAAUAAAUUAGCAAGUUUCACUAAUUGCAAAUGAAACUAAUGGCAUUUUGUUUGUGGUAAUGAUUAAAGAUUGUUGACCAUGAC
Pristis pectinata (smalltooth sawfish) is the source of this 2963-nucleotide messenger RNA. It is a transcript of the gene c29h2orf42, whose product is annotated as chromosome 29 C2orf42 homolog. Lineage: Eukaryota; Metazoa; Chordata; Chondrichthyes; Rhinopristiformes; Pristidae. The coding region runs from base 157 to 1779 and encodes 540 amino acids. The record is from RefSeq and is a predicted model, not a curated record. Gene Ontology annotation, cellular component: nucleus. The transcript is spliced from 8 exons.